AUGAACCGUGUUAGUCAGUCAAGUGAACUACUGUUGAACUUGGCUGUGUAUGGUAGUACAGAUUAUCUAGUUUUGGGGUCUCAUGCUGAUAAUAAUAAAUUGAGCAAAAAACUAACAUCCAACACAACAGAAUUCACUAGAAUUUUACAACAAUCUAAAGGUUAUGCAAAUUUAUUCACUGAUCAAUAUAUUGAUCAGUUGGUUGAGGAUAUUUUAGCCAUUCGCAAAGAAUACCCCAAUUUAUUGGUGGCGAGUACUAAUCACGAUCAUGAUGAUGAUUGUGAUUCUGAUGACAAGAAAUCGAUAAACACAAUUCAGCCAAAUCCUAAUGAGACAACAAUGACAACCAUUCAAUCCGCGCGUUUAAAAUUAGAUGAAAUAUUUGAACGAAUUCAAUGUUCAAUUAAUGCGCAUUAUGAUGAUUAUGCGAUGAGAAGAGAAGUGUUAGUAUCGAAAAAAAAAUUAUUUGAUGAAUGUCAAGCGCCGAUAGAUCUCGAGAAAUUCAAAGAAUCAUCUGGAAAAAUUCAACAAUUCAUUGUAACAUUAUCUAAAUUAAUACCAAUCUAUGCAAAUUUAACAUUGAACACUUGUCCUUCAUUGAAUAAAGAAAAUAUUGAACAUUGUACCACUACUAUUACUAAUACUACUACUACUGCUGCUACUACCACUACCACUACUCAAUAUUUUGAAACAAUAUAUAAAGCAGUGAAAAAUUUAGAAAGAAUCACGCUAGCCAAUGAAAAAUUAGAAAAUGGAUUAAAACGUAUCACACAAUUCUCCAAUACUGUAGCUUCAGGGCAAAGAUUAGCAUCAUUUAAAAUCAAACGUGUCGAAGUGAUUAUGUCAGUUGGUGGUGAAACCACAGAAAACUGUCAGAAUACUGUGAAGGGAAAUCAGAAACAGUUGGUUAGUUGUGUCAUUGUAAUACAGAGACCGUUCAGUACUAAACAUUAA
This is a messenger RNA of Schistosoma turkestanicum, 954 nucleotides long. The record is from the annotation of a GenBank genome assembly. Lineage: Eukaryota; Metazoa; Platyhelminthes; Trematoda; Strigeidida; Schistosomatidae.